UGCAAACCACCGGCUGUGUGGUAUAUAAAACCGGAUUCAGCCGUUAGUCAGACAAGGAAAUUCUUACUUUCCUUCACGGCGGGUGGUUACCGGAGCCCCCCGGAAACAUCAGGAUAUAUUCCUCCCGACGCCCCCCAUAAUUAUUUCAUCAAGUCACCUCGAAAUUUAGAUCUCCAAGACCCUAAGCAGUAAGCCUAACAGCAUAACCAAGCCAUGAUGCAGAUCAGCAGCGAUUCAGCCACCAACAAGCACUCCCUCAUCAACGUCAUGCACCGCUUCAUCGCGGCGGCCAACAACAUGGACGAAACCAUCAUGGUGCCCAGCCUGCUGCGAGACAUGCCCCUGGAGGAGCAGGCCGCCAGCCAGACAGAAACCAAUAACAACAACAUUAACAACUGCCAAAAUGACGAUGAGGUUCAGUGUCCCAGCAAGCAGCAGAGGGACAUGUACGAGCACUACCUGCUGCUAAAGUCCAUCAAGAACGACAUGGAGUGGGGUCUGCUCAAAAGGGAGAUGAGUAGUGGCGCCAGCUUCCUGGAAAUGGCCGUCAAACAAGAGGAACAGCAGAAGAGCAUCAUGGGGGCACUUCCUCUGGAAGACAACGCCGACCUGGAACGCCAGUUUCACUUCCACCUGCGUGGACUCUUUGGGGUUCUGUCCAAGCUCACCUUGCAAGCGGAUCACCUCACCAACCGAUACAAGCGAGAGAUCGGAGGCGGAAACUUCACGAGAUAGGCCUUUCUUCUCGUUCUUCUAACCUUGGGACUGCUUGCGUGAUGGGAUGUGUCACAGGAAUUCUCCUGGCAACAGAGCGGGACUGUCAGCACUGUCCCUGUUGACACAAACCGGUGACGCCCGCGGCACAUCGUCGUCCUCUCUGAGCGGGACGACGAGUGCUUGGUGGAGGUUUACCUGUCCAGAUGAAGCACAGUAGUUCUGCUUUCUGUCCACUGCAGAUUUCACUAUGUUUUGGGUGCGUGCGUGUAUGUGAGAAUAAAAUAUUUUGACUGUAGGAGAAAUUGAAUGCUGGUUAUUCUGUCCCUCCUUUCCCUUUUUAAUUAAUUUACAUGCUGUUUUUAAGAAUGAGCUUGAAGGGCUUUUAUUUCGUCUUAACUGCCGUGCCUUCGGCCCUGUUGAUCGCCAACCGCCUAAUGUUUAAACAUGGUCUUAUGGUUCAUUCUAUUUGUUCUGGAGUUCAUUUUAUAUUGUGUAAAUAAAUAAUUGGAACCUUU
Molecule: messenger RNA, 1232 nt
Organism: Corythoichthys intestinalis (scribbled pipefish)
Lineage: Eukaryota; Metazoa; Chordata; Actinopteri; Syngnathiformes; Syngnathidae
Gene: mid1ip1l
Product: MID1 interacting protein 1, like
Exons: 2
Coding region: 214-735 (173 amino acids)
Biological process (GO): regulation of lipid biosynthetic process
Cellular component (GO): cytosol
Source: RefSeq, a predicted model, not a curated record